This is a messenger RNA of Strongylocentrotus purpuratus (purple sea urchin), 2395 nucleotides long. RefSeq names its product steroid 17-alpha-hydroxylase/17,20 lyase. The coding region runs from base 710 to 2254 and encodes 514 amino acids. Lineage: Eukaryota; Metazoa; Echinodermata; Echinoidea; Camarodonta; Strongylocentrotidae. Gene Ontology annotation, molecular function: heme binding; steroid 17-alpha-monooxygenase activity; iron ion binding. The transcript is spliced from 9 exons. Gene Ontology annotation, biological process: hormone biosynthetic process; progesterone metabolic process. The record is from RefSeq and is a predicted model, not a curated record.
CCGUAACUCUGAUAAGGACAUAGACAAUCAAUGCAUACUUCAGCAUUUUUAUCUCCUUACGUUGUCAUUUACACCGAACUCUAUCUAGGCAUCGUUGAUUACAUUGAGAGGAGCGCGACUGCUUCUCAAUUCUUUCUUUUUUUUCUGAAAAUUUUGAUUCAAACUUCAAUCAAGUGAGACUUGUGCUUAGAAUGUCGGCCAAACAUCGCAUGCUCUUGGUGAACAGAGGUAACUUUUCCACGUACCAGUAGUGUCCGAAUAUUUUCAACGGGCGGGAUUUUUACAAGAACAGCAUUACAAUUUCAUGGAAAUUCACCGGUUAAAACUAUUUUUGUAAGUGCUUCCAUAUCCGAUAUUGAGCAGUAUAAGUUACUUCACAAAUGUUCCCGAGUCGGUGAUUUUAGACAAAAGUACACAAUAUUUUACCUUUACCAAAGUACAAUAGAAGACGGACCUAUCGAAGUAGAGGAGAAAGAAGGGGAGAAUGAAGAGGUUGCAGUAGAAUAAGAACGUGGAUGACUACAAGAAGAGGAAAGGAGAACAAGAACGAAAAACGGAAAAAGGACAACGAAACAGAUUCAGAAAGGCCAGAGAAAGGUAGAGAGAGAGAGAGAGAGCAAGAAAUAAACUUAUCCAUACUACUAACUGCAUGUCAAUUGGUAGGUGUUGAGGUCGAAUAAUACGCUGGUACUGAGAAAAAACAAAAACAAUGAAAGACAGGGUUCUGAGUGCCGAAUGGACCGGGUUUACUGCAAGCGAUGGCUAUCUCAAUGUGGGGACCACGUUCAUUCUGGGUAUCGUCCUCAUCAUCGUCCUACUCGUAAAGAACGCGAGGAGACCACAUCGCUUUCCACCCGGACCCCCAGGCCUUCCGAUCAUCGGAAAUGUUUUCGACUUGACAGCGACCAGCGAAGUAUUAUUCGACAAAUGGUCCAAGGUCUAUGGCGAUGUCUUUAGCUUCCGGGUCGGGGACCGAUGGGUCGUGGUUUUGAAUCAUCAGGAGGUCAUUAAAGAAGCGAUGUUGAAGUACGACGUCGAGUUCAGUGGCAGGCCUCAGUUUUAUUCCGCGGAAAUUGCUUCUGACGGGUUCAAAGACAUCGUCUUCAGCAAUUACUCGGAUACCUGGAAAAUUCAUCGCAAGUUGGCCCAUUCAGCUUUCAGAAAAUUUGCCACAGGACACAAGUUAGAUGAUUUGGUGCACGGUGUCAUUCCUCAAGUACAACAAAUGUUGACAGAGAACAGUGGAAAGCCGUUUGAUCCUAAGCUUAUGAUCACCCUAACCCUCUACAACGUCUUCUCCAAAAUGUGCUUCAGUGAAAGUUAUGACUUCAGCGAUCCUAGGAUGCUGGGAUACAUCACCAUGUCACAGGAGUUAGCGGAGAAGGUCGGGUUUGGUCUGGUUGCAGACUACUUUCCAUGGGCCAGGUUCCUGUCUUACAAUGGUGCCAGCUACAUCCAGAGAAUGAAGCAGAAGUACAUGGAAUGGACCUCACCCCAGCUGCAACGCCACCGUGAGACGUUGGACCCAAAUGAAGCGCGUGAUUUCUGUGAUUUGAUGCUUCUCGCUCAAAUGGAAGCGAUGGACAACGAAGAAGAUCGGAAAAUAUCCCAGAAUCUAUCGGACAUCCAUUUGAAACAAACAGUCAACGAUAUCUUCUUGGCUGGAAUCGAGACAUCGAUGCAGAGGCUCUACUGGGCUAUCGCUCUAAUGACCGAGUACCCCGACGUCCAGGCCAAGAUCCAGGGCGAGAUUGAAGUCGAGAUCGGACGUGGUCGUCAUCCCGUCAUCAAAGACCGCGGUAACCUGCCAUACACGGAGGCGACGCUGUACGAGAUGAUCAGGUAUAGCACCGUGGGCCCAGUAGGUGUACCUCAUGCAACCAUGGUCGAUACCAAGUUCCGUGGAUAUCUGAUACCCAAAGGCACCACUGUUCUUCUAAACCAAUACUCAAUGCACUUCGAUGAAAGAGAAUGGACAGACCCUCAUUCUUUCCGACCGGAGCACUUUCUGGAUGAGAGCGGUACUACCCGGCUGCAUCCAUCCAGCUUUCAACCGUUCGGCACCGGUCGUCGGAGCUGCCUCGGGGAAGCCGUGGCCAAAGCAGAUCUCUUCCUCAUCUUCACCUGGCUUCUGCAGAACUACACCUUUCGAAAGGUUCCGGAAUAUUCCGAGGAGAACCUGCUCAAGCUCCUUCCUGAGACGGCCGCAGGGCGUGUCCUUCAGAAUUACAAAAUCCUCAUCGAGGAGAGAUAAGACCUAAAGCUAGUCACUAUGAUGAGGUGUCCAAAGUUCGCGCAAAUUUAAAGCGGGACUGCACUACUUGUAGCUACUUGCGCACUCUAUAUAGCAAACAAUGCAUAAGCAGUACCCUUGGUUCUCCAUGAUUCCCUUUUU